This is a messenger RNA of Colletotrichum navitas, 447 nucleotides long. RefSeq lists its product as uncharacterized. The record is from RefSeq and is a predicted model, not a curated record. The coding region runs from base 1 to 447 and encodes 148 amino acids. The transcript is spliced from 2 exons. NCBI's taxonomy places the organism in Eukaryota, Fungi, Ascomycota, Sordariomycetes, Glomerellales, Glomerellaceae.
AUGGAUCAGAAUGUUAUGGCGAUCCAAACAGCCAUUCUCACCAUCUCAACGGCUUCGUCAAACCUAGAUUCUGUCCUCAGGGCUCUUACGCCCGAUCCCAAGGGCGUCCAGCAGUUUGAUGUCGCCAUCAUGGGCGUCGAGUCUGCUCUCACCCAAGCCCGUACCGACAUCAUUCCGACCCAGCCGGUAUCGAUCGUCGACGGCCUCACGCUGCAGAACGCGGCUGACACGAUGGUCAAGAGCUUAAAGAUUAUGUUCAUGUCCUCGAUACUCCAGCGCCAAACUCUGGACCAGCUCGGCGUAACUCCCGUGCUCUUGAAGUCGUACAUGACCCAGACUCAGCUGUCGGACGUUCUUGGCCAAUAUACCGGCCGAGGAUGUGGCCAGCGCUACAGCUGCAUUCAAAGAUGCUGGUGCUACAGUUUCCAUGGGGGUUAUGUCCCCUAG